AUGCAUCUGCGGUUCCGUAUCGCAUGUAAAUCGCGUACGGCGACGUCGCAAAUUCAUGUUCGACGAAAUGUCACUACGAACACUGCACCACGUAUGACACAGGUUGAAAAACUCGUGCGGGAUUCAAUAAAGGCAACAGGACCAAUGUCCGUAUCGACGUACAUGCAGUUCUGCCUUUCUCAUCCAACGCAUGGAUACUACAUGAACCCAGACAAUCCCGUCUUUGGCAAAGCAGGCGACUUCAUCACAAGUCCUGAAAUCAGUCAAGUAUUCGGCGAGCUCAUCGCAAUCUGGCAUUUAUCACGUUGGCUAGCAGCGGGCCAACCACCACGUAUCCGGAUAAUCGAACUUGGACCAGGACGCGGAACGCUUGCCGCUGACGCGCUUCGUACAUGGGCCCAGUUCCCUGCGGCGCGUGCGGCCUUGAAGAAUGGAGGUACGCUGCAUCUUGUUGAGACGAGUGAUGCGAUGCGGAGGUUGCAAGGCGAGACGUUGAAACGUUCAGGCGUACUUGGGCAGUUUGAGAACUCGAAUGGGAAUGAGAAUGGUGGGUUUGUGAGGUGGCAUGGUGCGUUGGAGGACGUACGUGCUUCUCAGCCGGGUGUUGAUAAGGAUACGUUCACUGUGGUCGUUGCGCAUGAGUUCUUCGAUGCAUUGCCCGUGCACAUCUUAGAGAGAACGAAAGACGGAUGGCACGAAAUACAAAUCACCACCUCACCCGACUCAACCGCUAAAACACUCCUUACCUCAUCCUCUACAUCCUCCCCUCAAUCAACGCCGCAAACCGAGUCAGAGUCAGAGUCAGAGUCAAAUCUCCCACCUCUCCGUCUCGUACGCAAUCCAGAGUCAACGACCCUCUCAUCCUUCCUCGGCUCCCUCUCUCCGCGAUAUACAUCCGUACCCAACGGAGCUCGACUCGAGGUGUCACCAACGAAUUUCAAACUCGCGCGUACACUUGCCGAGCUUGUGAAUGAUCCCCAGGGCGCUGGUGGAAGUGCGUUGAUAAUUGAUUAUGGACGUGAUGUUGCGUCAGGAAAGUCCCUACGCGUGAGUUCUUACUUGACUUGGGCAUUCAAAAAGCACAAGAUCGUUGACAUUUUCGAGACGCCUGGCGAGUGCGACCUCACCGCAAAUGUCGAUUUCGCACUUCUCAAAGAAGCUAUCUCCAGCACAGCAAACUCUUACGGCCCACUCACUCAACGCGACUUCCUCAUAAACAUGGGCAUCGACGCACGCGUCUUACGACUUUCCGCUUCCAAGGCCGGUACAGACAAAGAAGGGAAGGAGGAGAUCGUGCGUGCUGCAAAGCGGUUGAUCGACCCGACGGGAAUGGGCGUGCAGUAUAAGGUACUAGGUGUGACUGGAACUGGUGCACGGGAAGCUGGGGAGAAGGAAAGGGAGGAGGUAUGGCCGUUCGUUAUGCCGGCGCCGGGGAAUGCGAAGAGUGGUGAGACGAAGUGA
Fomitiporia mediterranea MF3/22 is the source of this 1461-nucleotide messenger RNA. Its product is annotated as DUF185-domain-containing protein. The record is from RefSeq and is a predicted model, not a curated record. NCBI's taxonomy places the organism in Eukaryota, Fungi, Basidiomycota, Agaricomycetes, Hymenochaetales, Hymenochaetaceae. Bases 1 to 1461 code for a protein of 486 amino acids. Gene Ontology annotation, molecular function: protein-arginine omega-N symmetric methyltransferase activity. Gene Ontology annotation, cellular component: mitochondrion. The transcript has 6 exons. Gene Ontology annotation, biological process: mitochondrial respiratory chain complex I assembly.